AGGGAGGGCAGCUGCACCCUGUCGAGUCAGCUACUUGGGCAACUGGGGAAGGGACGGCCAGCAACUCGGACCGAACCACAGAAUCAACCCGGAGCGGGACACUGUAACUCCGACAAAAUCUCAAAAUGCGCCGAAUAACUGGGAAAGGAGGAGGGGACAGUUUAAUUGAGAUGAGCCCGACUGAAUCUCUCAGCGAUGAUGGGAAUGGCUAUCGCCAACAUGCCUCGUCCAGCACAGGAUCCCUCCAGCAGGGGCAGUCAGAGUCUCCUUUAACGCCUGGUGUGUGUGUAGAGACGUGCGAGUCUCUCAACACCAGCCUGGCCUCCUUGGUUCCGUCCGACUGCAGUGACAAUUCAUGGGUCAGGAGUCCCAGCUUAGAGCAAAUCAAUUCUUUCACUGGGCUUCGGAGAAAACGGGCGCUAUUCCUGAAGUAUCGUUCCAGGAUUGGAAAACAGAAGCUCAGCAAAGACUCUGUGUUCUUCCGAGAUGGGAUGAGGAGAAUAGAUUUUGUCCUCUCGUAUGUUGACGAUAAAGACUGUGAAAAAAAACAGGAGAGAAGGAGAACUUAUGAAGCCAACCUCAAAGAAGCCGGCCUGGAGUUGGAAACAGAAGAUAAGUCGGAGUCUGAGGAUGGUAAGACGUACUUUGUGAAGAUCCACGCACCGUGGGAGGUGCUGGCCACCUAUGCAGAUGUGCUGAAGAUCAAGGUUCCAUUCAAAGAGAGCGACAUACCGGACGAUGGGGACAUGCCCAUGAACUGGCUCUCCACUCCUUUUCGACUGCCCAAGGAAAUCAUGAAUCCCGAGCCAGACUAUUUCACCACUCCUUUUAGCAAGAGCAAGCCUGGCCUUUUCCUUAUCAACAACCAAGACACGUUCUUCCCUCCCUCCACUCGCAACAGGAUAGUCUACUAUAUCCUGUCCCGCUGUUUGUAUGUCAGUGAAGAAUGUGGAGACAAAAAGGGAAUCAAGAGGUUGUUGAACAACGGCUCCUACACUUCUGCCUUCCCUCUUCAUGAUUCCAGAUACUGGAUAAAAUCCAAAGAUGUCAACUGUGAAAGUGAAAGAUACGACCUCUACAAAUACUGGGCGAGAUUCUUCUGCUUUUUCAAGGAGCAACCCAUUAACCGCAUCAGAAAAUAUUAUGGUGAGAAGAUUGGCAUUUAUUUUGCUUGGCUUGGUUUCUACACUGAGAUGCUGCUGUUUGCUGCAGUCGUUGGAACGAUUUGUUUCACUUACGGGUUUCUCACCUACGGUGACAAUGAGUGGAGUAAAGAAAUCUGCAGUGAUGAAAUUGGAGGGAAAAUUGUCAUGUGUCCCCUUUGUGACAAGAAGUGUAGUUACUGGAAACUCAACACAACAUGCAACUCCUCGUGGCAAUCACACCUGUUUGACAAUGUGGCCACUGUGUUUUUUGCCAUUUUCAUGGGAAUUUGGGUGACACUGUUCCUGGAGUUCUGGAAAAGGCGCCAGGCCCGUCUGGAGUAUGAGUGGGAUCUGGUGGACUUUGAGGAGGAGCAGCAGCAGCUGCAGCUCCGGCCAGAAUAUGAAACCAAAUGUACAAAGAGCAAGGAGAACCCCGUCACUAAGGAACAAGAGGGGCUUCUUGACAUAACUGCUACAUAUCGAGCAGGGAAGUUUUUUCUGUGCUGGGCUUCUGUGAUCCUUUGGAUCUCAUUGAUCAUUGCCUGCAUCAUUGGGGUCAUAGCGUACCGCCUGGCGGUGUACGCGGCCUUCGCUAGCAUCAUGAAGGACAGCCCCACCAAUCACCUGGAGGUGGUCGGCCCCUACAUCACGCCCCAGCUGGCCACCUCCGUCACAGCCUCUUGCAUCAACUUUGUCAUCAUCAUGAUCCUCAAUCUCAUGUAUGAGAAAGUGGCUAUUUGGAUUACUGACAUGGAAAUCCCAAAGACCCACCUGGAGUAUGAGAACAAGUUGACGGUGAAGAUGUUCCUCUUCCAGUUUGUCAACUACUACUCCUCGUGUUUCUACGUAGCGUUUUUUAAGGGGAAGUUUGUGGGCUACCCUGGAAAAUACGCUUACAUGUUUGGGAGCACGCUGAGAAACGAAGAGUGUGACCCUGGCGGCUGUCUGAUUGAGUUAACGACACAGCUGGUAAUAGUGAUGACUGGGAAACAGGUGUGGGGCAACAUUCAGGAAGCUCUGCUGCCCUGGGUGAUGAACUGGUGGGGCAGCAGGAAGGCACGGAACCAUCCAGAGAGCCUGUACAGUCGCUGGGAGCAGGAUCAUGACCUGCAGAGCUUUGGUCAGCUGGGGCUCUUCUAUGAGUACCUGGAAAUGGUGAUCCAGUUCGGUUUCAUCACACUCUUCGUGGCUUCCUUCCCCUUGGCGCCGCUCUUGGCUCUUUUCAACAACAUAAUUGAAAUCCGAGUGGACGCCUGGAAGCUCACCACUCAGUUCAGACGUCCUGUGGCAGCCAAAGCCCACAGCAUCGGGGCCUGGGAGGAAAUUCUCAACGGGAUGGCCGUACUGUCUGUCGUUACAAAUGCAUUCAUCGUGGCCUUCACCUCUGACAUGAUGCCUCGGCUGGUGUACAUGUACGCCUACCAGCCACAGGGACAGAUGAAUAUGAAAGGUUACAUAAACAACAGCCUGUCCGUGUUUAACGUCUAUGAGUUUCAAAACUCCAGCAGGCCUGAGGAGGCUGAGAACCCGAUGUGGCUCAACAUCACAACCUGCAGGUAUCGUGAUUAUCGCUACCCCCCCGGGCACGAGAAGCAAUACUUCCACACGAUGCAGUUUUGGCAUAUUUUAGCUGCCAAGCUAGCUUUCAUCAUUAUUAUGGAGCAUGUUGUUUUCCUGGUUAAAUAUUUUGUGGCCUGGCUGAUUCCGGACGUUCCCUCUGACGUGAGGGCUCGGGUAAAGAGGGAGCGCUUCCUCGUCCAUGAGUAUCUUCACAAUUACGAAGUUAAUGAGCUGAAACGACAGCUCGGCCAACAAGGCGACAAGGAGUGCACCUGUACGCCGAUGAUCUACCCGACUUUACCCAAACAUGAGGUGCUAUCGGAGGUCCUCUAGCGCAGGGAGCGGCUGCUCAGUCUGAACUCACCUGCUGACUGUGGAUUCACUGGCUUUGAAGACCAAAACUCUGUGCAUGCUGACGAUUUGACACGCUUGAAUUUAGACAUCGCUCUCGUUUAUGUCUUCUUGUGAAGUUAAGAUUUCCAAACUUUACUGUAUUCAAACAAUAAGCCGCACUGCGUCUUUAAGAGACAGCUCACUAUUGUUUUAAUGUAAGGUUAUUUAAAGUGCCACCAAAGAAUCGCCUUAAUACUCUUUUUCUUUUUCUUUUUUUGAUGAGGAUUUCUGCAGUUCUCUGAUCAGUUCAUCAUCGUUGAGGUCACUGCGCUGAUAAUUUUAGCAAAUUAUGUAAAAUCCAUCAGGCUAAUGUCGAUUGUUGCUCUUAAUUUCACCUCACUAUGUUCCCCAGGCCAUAACCUGAGAUGUGAAGCAGCUUUUUGUCCUGAAGGGAAAUCAGUGCUGCUGUUUUGACUGUGACUAAGGACAGAUUUGAUCCUGCAGAGGCCAGUUUUUGAGCUGUGGUAGCAGCAGCUGUUUAGCGCUGAAUGUGUACACAGCGAUGAAAGGAUAAGAGCGCUCUCUUUUUAAAUUUUAAAAAAUGUUUUUUUUGUGUGUUUACCACACACCAGUGAAUGGAAGCCUGUGUUUAAGUCCGACAAAGCCCGUCAGCCAGCGCCUGCGUCCAUCCCUGCGUUUCAGCUUUUCUCUGAAUAAAAGACACAUUUUCCUUUUAUUUUGCACAAAGCACUUAAAAUAAUGCAACUACCAAUACAUGAAGAUGUAUAACUUAUCAUUAUCACAACACUAAGACUUUGUGAUCAGUGUUUUAGGAAGCAGUUAUCUACCUUUCAGAACUUUGAUAUUUAUAUAUAUAUAUGUUUUUUAAUUAUUAUUUAAGGGUGCAGAUUUGGUUUAGAACCUAUAUGAAGGACAUUUCACAUCAUUUGUUGGUGCCUAAAUAAAAUUAUGCAGAACAUUUUUGUUUAUUGAAGGACUUAAAUCAGAUGUAAAGUUAUUGAAUCUGUAGGUCUGUCUGAGAUGUAAUCGUGUGUAAGUUCGCCUCUCUCUUCCAGUUUGCCUUAUCUACGCCCUGGGCUCUGCUGACCACUAUGCCUUAAAACAUCUCAUCCAUUUUUUUCUGUGGUUUUACUUUUCUACCUAAUUUUUUUCCCAAGUUUUCUGCCAUUAUAUUUGAGUCAGGAUAUGUUUCUGAUCAUUCUUCAGGCAAAAAUAAACUUGUUUACUGUAUUUUUAAUGGUAAGUGUUCAUUUUUUAUGAGUGUAUCCAAUUAUAUGAGACAACAAAAAUAAAUCUCCAAGCU
This is a messenger RNA of Xiphophorus maculatus (southern platyfish), 4362 nucleotides long. RefSeq names its product anoctamin 5 (gene ano5a). Lineage: Eukaryota; Metazoa; Chordata; Actinopteri; Cyprinodontiformes; Poeciliidae. Gene Ontology annotation, biological process: chloride transmembrane transport. The transcript is spliced from 22 exons. Gene Ontology annotation, cellular component: plasma membrane. The record is from RefSeq and is a predicted model, not a curated record. Gene Ontology annotation, molecular function: protein dimerization activity; chloride channel activity. Bases 126 to 3038 code for a protein of 970 amino acids.